Moneuplotes crassus is the source of this 2619-nucleotide messenger RNA. The record is from the annotation of a GenBank genome assembly. NCBI's taxonomy places the organism in Eukaryota, Ciliophora, Spirotrichea, Euplotida, Euplotidae.
AUGGAAUCAAGUGCAGCUAUUGCAGAAGAUCCUAAUUACAAUAUUGAUAGACAAGGUCUUAUCGACAAGACCAACAAGUGAACUGUCCCUCUCUACUGUGUUGAUGCUGUUACUACGGUUGACAGUGGCAUUGCUGAGAUCAAGUAUAGCCAGUUCUACUUUAAUGACAAGGAUGAACCUAUUGAAGCCGAACAUGUGUUCCCAACUAACACAGAUUGGACCUUUUCUCACUUGAAGGCUACUAUUGGAGAAGAAGUUCUUACAACAAAAGUGGUAGAAAAGAAAGCUGUCAAAGAGACUUAUACUGAUGCUUCAAACAUUAUUGACCCAGCCAGGAGCUCUUCUCUAUUUCCACUAACAAAUGACAUGAUGUCGGUUCAGCUGGGAAGAAUUCCUGCUAACACUCCAGUGUUCAUAUCUUGAGUUUUCCAGCAAAUAAUGCGAAUUGAAGAUCUAAGUCGGAGAAUUCAAGUUCCUGUGCAGUUGCACCCCAAACAAGUUGGUGAUUUGCCACAAUCCAUCAAAACAGAAACAAGUUUAGAAAAGAUGAUAAAAAUGUCCGAGCCAUUAAAAGGAAGUAAGUUGAAACAGAAAGUAGAAAAAGUUGAAAUGAUCUACUCAUCAAGCUCUUUCUUAUGAGACUUUGUUGUAAAGAUUAAGUCUAAGGAUCCAAUCACCCGUGUUAUUAGCCCUACCCACCAGAUCGAAGUGAAAUGCUCGAAUGCUAAGAAACUGAAUGCUGAAGUUAGCAUUCUAGCUUCAGAGCUAGGAGAAUUAUAUAGCAAAGACUUUAAGCUCUUGUACAGAGACCAAGGCAUAGACAAACCCAACGCUAUUCUUCAGACUAUGGACGACAUGUACGCACUAAUGAUAUCAAUGCUGGUUGACUGCACUCCUGAGAAAGAGUGGCAGGAAAAUGGAAUCGCAGUGGAUCGAGAUAUUGACCUUGAUCCAACAAUCAGAUAUUCUGAAAAGAUUGGAAAGCAAAAUAAGCAAGCAAGAUUCACCUUUGUGAUUGAUAGAAGUUCAUCUAUGGGUCGUACCAAGAUGGGAUUAGCAAAGGAAGCUUUAAUGCUGUAUAUCAAAAGCUUGCCUCUCAACUGCACAUUCAAUAUCAUGUCUUUUGGUAAAAAACACAGAUACCUGUUUAAUAGAUAUGCUCUUUAUCUUGAUUCAAUCUGUGAAAAAGCAAUUGAGAGAGUCAAAGACUUUAAAUCGAAUUAUGGCAGAACUCAUCUCUAUGAAUGAUUAGAGACUCUAUAUUCAGAAAAAGUAGAUAAUACUUUUGGAGAAAAUCAUGUGAUCUUAUUGACAGAUGGGCUAGUUUUACAGCCAGAUGAUUGCUAUGAAAUUAUUAAGAAAAACUCCGAUAGAUACAUUCUUAAUACCUUUGCAAUAGGAAGAAAUGCAGAUAAGCCUCUUCUUGAAAAAUGUGCGCAAGCUGCUGGAGGACAGUCUUUUUAUGUCGACGAUAAAUGCUCAAAAUUAAAAGAACAGAUUAUUUCCUGACUCUCAAAAUCUUUACUUCAUGAAGUUAGGAUUGAAGACCCGAGUGAAAUCAAUCAUUGUGGAAGAAAGCUCUUGGAAUUUCCACAGUUCUCAGAGCUCAAAUCGAAAUCAUUUGCUCAUGGAAAAUAUCUCACUUACUUCGUGAUCUUUAAUUCUCUCAAUGAGGCUCUCUCAGGGAAUAUUGAUAUAGACUGGAGCGAGGUAGGAACUGCAAACAAGAAUUCAAUUUCAUUGUCAUUGGAAAGAGACGUGAAAUUCAUUCCUGGAGAUUCUAUCUUCAAAAUGGCAUCAGACCACUACAUCAAAACAAACAGCAAAUUUGUUGUUGGAAGAAAACAAAUUCUCGGUCUGUCUGAUAAAUUCCAGAUAUCGAGCGAAUUCACAAGCUUGAUUGCUGUGAACAACAGAAACAAGAAAAAGAAGAUCAUGGAGGAAGAUGACUUCAGCACAAGAGCCAAAGACUUCAAUGAAGUAGAGUUUUCCGGAACUACGCCAAUCAGGGUGAAGAUCAAGACUUUUACUGGGAAGAAGCAUCUCGUCCAUUGUUAUGAAGAAACAUUAAUAUCUGAAUUAUUGGAAUAUGUGUCUUAUCUUCCUUGGGCUCCAGAUGAUGUUUCUCUCAUAAACUUGAUCUUUAAUGGAACUAAAAUGAGAAGUGGUCACGAUAAGAGACUCUGUUAUUACGAAGUCAAGAAUAUGGAGACAAUCCAGAUGCAGGAAAUAAUUUCCGACAAAGAAGGUCUUAUCUCUUGCAAACCUAAAUCUGAAAUUAGCACUGAUAGACUGGUAGAACUACAAAAGCAUAAUGGAUCUUGGGAUGCAGCCAUCUUAGAGCUGUUCGAUGUGAACCAUGAAUCGGUGAAAGCUUCUAUGCCCAAGGCACUCAGUAGACUCGGAGAUGACACUAAGAGCUUGUCAGUGAUGUACACUUGGCUAGGUCUUGACCUUAUUGAGAAGUAUUUCCCAUCCAAAGAAGGCGAGUUAUCGCUGAUCACAGAAAAGGGAACUAAUUUUAUAGAAUGAAUCACUGAUGGUAAGCUUGGAUAUGAUGAUAUUCACGCUAAGGUGAACUAUAAGGCAGAAUAAAAUUGACCAAAAAAGAGGAAAUUA